AUGGCAAUAAGUGAUUCACCUGAACGACAAAUGACUCUAUCGCAAAUCUAUCACUAUAUUGACGCUCGUUUUCCAUACUACCGUAAUUGUGAUCCAAAAAGACGUCAAGGAUGGCAGAAUAGCAUCAGGCAUAAUCUGUCCUUAAACGAUUGUUUUAUCAAGAAAGCACGUGAUGGUGUUGGACCAGCAAAUGAUCGUAAGGGAAACUUCUGGACAUUAUCACCAGAUAGUAUCAAUAUGUUUGAUAAUGGAAAUUUCAAAAGGAGGUAUAACUAA
Messenger RNA from Brugia pahangi, 276 nucleotides. NCBI's taxonomy places the organism in Eukaryota, Metazoa, Nematoda, Chromadorea, Rhabditida, Onchocercidae. The record is from the annotation of a GenBank genome assembly.